This is a messenger RNA of Naegleria fowleri, 903 nucleotides long. RefSeq lists its product as uncharacterized. The record is from RefSeq and is a predicted model, not a curated record. Bases 1 to 903 code for a protein of 300 amino acids. The transcript is spliced from 2 exons. NCBI's taxonomy places the organism in Eukaryota, Heterolobosea, Eutetramitea, Acrasida, Naegleriidae.
AUGACUUCACCAGCCCAUAAAAGAAAAUAUUACUUUGAUGACACCAACGAAGAAGAAGACUUUGAAGAGGACAAAAAGAAACAGAAAAAUAACGAAGAAUCUUCCAACCAAGAAGAACAGGAAAUAUGUGAAAAAGCCAGAACUCUCCUUAAUCCCGUCGAGAUUAAGAAGGGAUCUUUGGAAGAUGUUGACAUCAAACCUCCAAUUCAUGGUAUGUUCGAAGCAAGCAAUUACAAGGGAAAGAAAAUUUUCGCUCUUGACAUUGGGUCAAGUUUUGCAAAAGCCAUGUCUAUUGAAGUACCCAAGUCAGAAAACGCCAAACGUUGCCUUUCAUUAUCGCUCAAAUCUGAUGGCAAUUCAAAUGUUUUCUCCACUACCCUCAACUACAAUGUUACAAGCAAGAAGUUUGACGUUGGUAAUAAUGAGGAUAAAAGAUUGGGCUGGAUUGUGUUAGAAAACAUUAAGAAAAUAUUUAUGGUACAAGAGCUUGUGCACAUCAAAAUCAAUGAUCAACCUUUUAGAGUUAGUGAGUUGAUGUGUGAGUUGGUGAAAGGACUUCUUAGAAAACUUGUUCACACCAAAACUAGAUGUGAGGAAGGAACAUUGGUACCAUCCAUGCCAUAUGCUGCUAUUUUCGUCACUUGUCCUACAGCUACCUCUGAAAUUACUAAGAAAAUUUUUAGAAAUUGCAUCGUCCAUGCUUACAAUUCUCUCUUUAAUUGUACCAUUCAAGAAUCAAAUGUCCAUGUCGUUGAAGAAUUUAAUUUUUUAAAAUACUAUUGCGAUAUGGAGAAGAAUUAUGAAAGCCCUACCAUGUAUGUGGAUAUAGGGCAUUUGACUGUGGAUAUUGUAGUUGUUGCAACAUUAGAGGAUGGUACGACUUGUGUAACUUUGAAACGCUGA